Messenger RNA from Uloborus diversus, 4548 nucleotides. Its product is annotated as ribonuclease 3-like. The transcript has 25 exons. Gene Ontology annotation, biological process: pre-miRNA processing; regulation of gene expression; primary miRNA processing. The record is from RefSeq and is a predicted model, not a curated record. Gene Ontology annotation, molecular function: double-stranded RNA binding; ribonuclease III activity. NCBI's taxonomy places the organism in Eukaryota, Metazoa, Arthropoda, Arachnida, Araneae, Uloboridae. Gene Ontology annotation, cellular component: nucleus. The coding region runs from base 1 to 4470 and encodes 1489 amino acids.
AUGACUAAUAACAUAAAGCUCAACUACAGCAAUUCUGGGAACUGUGAUAAUCAUAAUCUGACGAAAAUUAAGCCUUGUGAUAAUUUGUCAUUUAAUGAUGAUUUUACUAAUUGUGAUGUUGUUGAAUGGAAUAGAAAUUGUGAUAAAAAUCAUGAUCCUCAUUCUGAAAGAUAUAAGGAUAAGAAUGGCAGAAAGAAACGGGAAAAAUCUCCUGAAAGGCACAAAUAUGACAAAAAUCAUCACCGGGAGAGAACCCCUCACAGGGACAAACAUGAUUGCCGAGAACAGACCCCUCAUAGGGACAAAUAUGUGGCACAAAGAAGACAUAGAAUUGAUCAAUCUCGUUCUUCUAGAAGAUCAAAGUCACCCCAGCGGAAAUCAAAAUCACCCCAUCAGAAAUCAAAAUCACCACAUCAGAAAUCAAAUUCAUCUCCUCAGAAGCCAAACUUACCUUCUUGUGAGUCAAAAUCGCCAUUCCAAAUGUUGAAAUCACCACGGGGGAAGUCCAAAUCACCAUGCCAUAAGUCGAAAUCAUCAUACCAGAAGUUGAAAUCACCAUACUGGAAGUCAAAGUCAUCUCGCUGGGAGUCAAAGUCACCACGCAGGGAGUUAAAAUCACUGCACCAAAAGUCGAUGUCACUGCACCGAAAGUCAAAGUCACCAGAUCGGAAGUCAAAGUCACCGCAUCGGAAGUCAAAGUCACCGCAUCGGAAGUCUGAAUCACCACCUCGGAAGUCAGAAUCACCACCUCGGAAGUCAGAAUCACCACCUCGGAAAUCAGAAUCACCACCUCGGAAAUCAGAUUCACCAACUCGGAGAUCAGAAUCGCUGCCUCGGAACUUAGAAUCACUGUGCCAGAAAUUGAAAUCACCACAUUGGGAAUUGAAAUCACCACACCAGGAAUUGAAAUCACCACACCAGGAACUGAAAUCACCACACCGGGAAUUGAAAUCACCACAUCGGGAACGGAAAUCACCACACCGGGAAUUGAAAUCACCACACAAUGAAUUUAAAUCACCACAUCGGGCAUGGAAAUCACCACACCAGCAGUCGCAAUCACCACAUCAGAAAUUGAAAUCACCACAUCAGAAAUUGAAAUCACCACAUCAGAAACUGAAAUUACCACAUCAGAAACUGAAAUCACCACAUCAGAAACUGAAGUCACUGCAUAGUAAAUGGAAUUCACCACAUCAGAAACUGAAAUCACCACAUCAUAAAUUAAAACCAUCUUAUCUUUCGUUAAUCUCACCAUCUAAGAAACGACAAUCUCCUGAACAUUGUAUAGAGCAAAGAAAAACUACACCUGUGAGAGAAAAUCACAGUCCCAGGAGACGGAAAAGAAGUCAUAUGGAAGCAGAAAAACUAGUGAGAGAGGAGAAUCAAAAGAAAAGUCCAGAGCAAAAUCGAGUGAAAAGUCAAGAGCAAACUCGAGAGCAAAUUCAAGAUCAAACUCGAGAGAAAGAAAGGUCAAGAGCAAAUUCAAGACCAAAAUCGAGAGAAAGAUUGAGAGCAAAUUCAAGAGCAAAAUCAAGAGAGAAAAGUCAAAGAUCUAGACACCUGCCCUCAAGAUCAAGGAAGUCUUCUCCUGAUAAGCGAAUUCUUCUAUCAUUGCUUACAAAACCUUAUGAAGGUGUAUUUUCUUCUUAUGCUGAGAAAUUCUACUCUCGGAAACAAGGUACUAGAGAAGUUACUGGAACUAAGUUCUUGGUAGAUCUGCAUGCAAAAUUCAAAGAGGAGUUAGUUGAUCGAGCAGAAAAUGUGAGAGCUUCAAAACCAAAGUACGAACCUCCUGCAAGAAAGACAAAAUUAAGUUGCAAUAAAGAAACUGAUUGUGAUAGUGGGAAUUCUAGCAGUAGCGAGAAAACUUCUAGUGAUGAGGAAGAUACUGCAAUGGAAGAACUGGAGAAAAAGAGAAAACAUCCUCAUCGCCUUCACCAUGAAUUGUGGUAUAAUGAUCCCAAAGAGAUGAAUGAUGGCCCUUUGUGUAGAUGCAGUGCCAAAGCUAGACGUUCUGGAAUUCGUCAUGGUAUCUAUGCCGGGGAAGACCAUUUGCCUUUAUGUAAUCCCUUGAGUAAUAAUGCAGACAGAUUACAUCAUUAUAGAAUAACUAUGAACCCUCACACAAAUUUUCUGACUAGCUCUCCAACAAUCAUAUCUCACAAUGGAAAAGAUUAUGUUUUUGAGGGAUUUUCUAUGUUUUCUCAUUCACCUUUACCCAAUCUCCCAAAUUGUAAAGUUAUUCGUUUUAACUAUGAAUAUACCAUCUUGUACCUGAAAGAAGAAAGCCCACUUAAUUUUACAAUUGAGGGACUGGAAUUAUUUUCAAAGUUUCUAAUAGUGGAAAUUUUAGAACUUGUAGAUUUGAAUUGGAAGGCUCAUGAUGAUCCAGAUGGUUGUCCUCGCUUCCAUUUUUUGCCAAGGUUUGCACGAGAAGUACAUGGUAAAACAAAAGAAUUGCUAUCACUAAAUGUUGUGUUACAGUACCUCCUAGAUGCAAAUAAAAUUCUUGUUGAUGAAGCAAAACUGCCUGAAAUUUUAGCUAAAAGUAGCCACGAAUGGCAAAGUGUCGCUGAUGAAGUGAAAGGAAUGAUUGUGACUUGUCCUGGUAUGAAGCCAUCUUCCAUACGUGUUGAUCAAUUGGAUAGAGAACAAUGCGAGUCAAAAACUUCAGAUUUUCCAGUUAUUGUGCAUUUUGGAGUUCGACCGCCACAGCUUAGUUAUGCUGGAAACCCAAACUACCAAAAAGCUUGGAGAGAUUAUGUAAAAUUUCGUCAUUUGUUGGCCAACAAACCUAAAGUCUUGUUUGCUGAUAAACAGGCAUUAUCUAAGAAAGAAAUGAAACUGCAAGAAAUGAGAAUGGAAAAUGAUUUAAAGCGAGAUGUUACUGUUGUCAUAAGUAGUAAAGGCUUCUAUAAAACUGGAAUCAUGAGUGAUAUAAUUCAGCAUGCCAUGCUUCUACCUGUUCUUGUUUGCCAUUUGAGGUUUCAUGACUCUUUAAGCCACUUAGAAGAUAAAAUUGGUUAUCAUUUUCAAGAUCGUUUCCUUCUGCAGCUUGCCUUGACACAUCCUUCCUAUAGAGAAAAUUUUGGUACCAAUCCAGAUCAUGCCCGCAAUUCAUUAACAAACUGUGGCUUGAGACAGCCUCAGUAUGGUGAUCGGCGCAUACAUUAUAUGAAUACCAGGAAGAGAGGAAUCAAUACUUUAAUCAAUAUAAUGUCUCGGUUUGGGAGCCAGCAAGAGUCAAGAUCAUGUAUCAAUCACAAUGAGAGACUAGAGUUUUUAGGUGAUGCUGUUGUGGAAUUCCUUUCUAGUAUACAUCUAUUCUACAUGUUUCCUGAUCUUGAAGAAGGAGGCCUUGCUACUUAUCGUGCUGCAAUUGUACAAAAUCAGCAUCUAGCAAUAUUAGCUAAAAAACUUCAAUUAGAAAAGUUCAUGUUAUAUGCACAUGGUUCUGAUUUGUGUCAUGAUUUGGAAUUGAGGCAUGCUAUGGCUAAUUGCUUUGAAGCAUUAAUGGGUGCCUUAUUUUUGGAUGAUGGGAUAGAAGUUGCAGACAAGGUGUUUUCCAUUACUUUGUUUUCUGAACCAGUUCUUCUUGCUGUGUGGAAAAAUUAUCCUCUUCAUCCUCUUCAGGAGCAAGAGCCUGGUGGUGACAGAAGAUGGAUCGAGUCUGUUCCUUUGCUACAAAAGCUGCAUAAAUUUGAAGAAGCUAUUGGCAUAGAAUUUACUCAUAUACGUCUGCUUGCAAGAUCUUUAACUCAUCGUAGUUUAGGAUACAAUAAUUUGACUCUGGGUUCAAAUCAGAGACUUGAAUUUUUGGGAGACACUGUACUUCAGCUGGUUGCUUCUGAGUAUCUUUAUAAAUUCUUCCCUGAGCAUCAUGAAGGACAUCUGUCUCUGCUAAGAAGCUCUCUUGUUAAUAAUCGAACCCAAGCUGUGGUUUGUCAAGAUUUAGGAAUGGUAGAAUAUGCAAUUUAUCCAUAUGACAAAGUUGAACUGAAAUCUAAGGAUAAAGCAGAUCUUCUAGAAGCUUUUUUGGGAGCUUUAUAUGUUGACAAAGAUCUUGGCUACUGCAGAAAGUUUUGUGAGGUUUGUUUCUUUCCAAGGCUACAGGAUUUUAUCAUGAAUCAAGACUGGAAUGAUCCAAAGUCAAAGCUUCAGCAGUGUUGUCUUACCUUGCGCUCAAUGGAUGGCGGUGAACCAGAUAUUCCAACAUAUAAAGUUAUUGAAUGCAAGGGCCCUACAAACACACGUGUGUAUUCUGUUGCAGUGUAUUUUCAGGGAAAUCGAUUGGCUGUUGGAUCUGGCCAUAGCAUUCAACAAGCCGAGAUGGAUGCUGCUAGCAAUGCAUUAAGAAAAUCUAAAGGUCUGUUUCCUCAGUUAAAACAUCAGCGGAGAGCCAUUGAGAGAAGUUUGAAACAAGGACACCGAAGCAGAACACCUAGUUCUUUAAGACAUAAAUCUAAAUCAUGAGCUUAAGCUAGAUGAAACAAACUCAGUAUUAUACUUAACUAAAUUUCAAUACAUACAUAUUAUAUAUAUGUAUGCAUA